Lathyrus sativus (Indian pea) is the source of this 2118-nucleotide messenger RNA. Lineage: Eukaryota; Viridiplantae; Streptophyta; Magnoliopsida; Fabales; Fabaceae. The record is from the annotation of a GenBank genome assembly.
AUGGCGUCCAAUGAGGGAUUUCUGACUGAAGGACAGAGGGAAAUGUUGAAAAUUGCUAGUCAAAAUGCGGAGAGUUUGUCGGCUUUAUCGUCUUCGCCCAAGUCACCUUCCUCCUUGCUUGCUGAUCAUCACAUCAAAGCUCCUGCUGGUGGUAAAGCUCAGACUGCUGGGAUUGCUGUGAGGCAUGUGCGAAGGUGUCACUCUGGGAAGUAUGGGCGGGCGAAGAAAGAUGGUGCUGGUGGUAAGGGCACCUGGGGAAAAUUGCUGGACACAGAAAUUGAUUCUCACAUAGACCGCAAUGAUCCAAAUUAUGACAGUGGAGAGGAACCCUAUCAGCUAGUUGGAACUACUGUUACUGACCCGUUGGAUGAUUUCAAGAAAGCAGUGGCAUCCCUAAUAGAUGAAUACUUCAGUAAUGGGGAUGUAGAUUUGGCAGCAUCUGACCUCAGAGAACUCGGCACAAGUGAAUAUUAUCCAUACUUCAUUAAGCGGCUUGUUUCCAUGGCAAUGGACAGGCAUGAUAAGGAGAAAGAAAUGGCUUCUGUUCUGCUUUCAGCAUUGUAUGCUGAUGUCAUUAGUCCCACACAGAUUAGGGAUGGAUUUUUUAUGCUUAUUGAAUCUGCUGAUGAUCUUGCAGUGGAUAUCUUGGAUGCAGUUGACAUCCUUGCUUUAUUCCUGGCACGUGCUGUUGUAGAUGACAUUCUUCCUCCAGCCUUUCUUGCCAGGGCAAGGAAAGCUCUUCCAGAAUCUUCCAAGGGAGUUCAGGUAAUCCUGACUGCUGAGAAGAGUUAUCUCUCAGCUCCACACCAUGCAGAACUUGUGGAAAGGCGAUGGGGUGGUAGCACUCACAUUACUGUUGAAGAAGUGAAGAAAAAGAUUGCUGAUUUACUUAGAGAAUAUGUGGAUAGUGGUGAGACACUUGAAGCCUGUAGGUGUAUACGUGAGUUGGGAGUUGCGUUCUUCCAUCACGAAGUUGUGAAGAAAGCUCUGGUACUUGCCAUGGAGAAUCCUUCGUCAGAACCUCUACUGCUGAAGCUAUUAAAAGAAGCAGCAGAAGAAGGACUAAUUAGUUCCAGCCAAAUGGUGAAAGGGUUUUCUAGAUUGGCAGAAGGUCUAGAUGAUCUUGCUCUUGAUAUUCCAUCAGCUAAAGCCUUGUUUCAGUCAUUUGUCCCCAAGGCAAUCUCUGAAGGAUGGCUUGAUGCCUCCUUUACCAAUCCAGCUGGUGAAAAUGGGGAAUUCCAAGUUGAAGAUGAGAAGGUGAGGAAGUACAAAAAGGAAGCUGUGACUAUAAUUCAUGAGUACUUUCUCUCUGAUGACAUUCCUGAACUCAUUCGAAGUCUAGAAGAUCUGGGAGCACCUGAGUAUAACUCAGUAUUUUUGAAGAGGCUAAUAACACUUGCUUUGGACCGAAAGAACAGAGAAAAGGAGAUGGCAUCUGUCCUACUAUCUGCUCUUCAUAUAGAGAUAUUCUCAACGGAGGAUAUAGUUAAUGGUUUUGUCCUGCUUCUGGAAAACGCAGAAGAUACGACACUGGAUAUACUGGAUGCUUCCAAUGAGCUUGCACUUUUUUUAGCUCGGGCUGUGAUUGAUGAUGUGCUUGCCCCAUUGAAUUUGGAUGAAAUUAGCAGCAGGCUACCACCAAAAAGCAGUGGUAGUGAAACUGUGCGGAUGGCUCGAACACUUGUUUCUGCUCGCCAUGCAGGUGAAAGGCUAUUGAGAUGCUGGGGUGGGGGAACUGGAUGGGCCGUGGAGGAUGCUAAGGACAAGAUCAUGAAGCUCUUGGAGGAGUAUGAAAGUGGCGGGGUUGUCAGUGAAGCAUGCCAAUGUAUCCGUGACUUGGGAAUGCCUUUCUUUAACCACGAGGUAGUGAAGAAAGCCUUGGUUAUGGCCAUGGAGAAGAAGAAUGACAGGUUGCUAGAUCUGCUGCAGGAAUGCUUUAGUGAAGGCCUUAUCACCACCAAUCAGAUGACUAAAGGGUUCACCCGAAUUAAGGAUGGUCUUGAUGAUCUGGCUCUCGACAUUCCAAAUGCAAAGGAAAAAUUUGCUUUCUAUGUGGAGCAUGCCCAGACCAAGGGCUGGCUUCUACCAUCAUUUGAUCCCUCUGCCACAGAUGUCUAA